CACCAUAAACAACCAUUUUUACCGACGAAAAGAUACACAUGCAGGGUGCACGGGUGCGAGGUCCCGUGGCUUUGACUCAGAUCGAUCUAUAUUUUCGCUCUUUCUUUGACUGGACAGCUUGUGUUCUACUGUGCCGCUUGUCAUGCCUGUGGUAAACAGUACAUGGGAUUUUUUUAUUUUUCGCUUAGUUUCGCCAGCAUUCACUGUGUGUUAUUUCGAGGAAAGAAGGGUGUGGCCAAGUGGACGCCGCUCAUGACAAAUAUAAAAUUUCCGCACAAUAAGAGGACGAUGAACACUAAAACGGGACGAACAAAAAAAUCCUUUCCUGAAUAAUCCGCAAUGUUUGAGUCAGAGGCGUUUGCUGGCGAAACUGAGUUUCAUAAACGUCAGAAAGCAGGGUGGAAUAUUGAGCGAGGCGAGGGCAGUCGUCAAAGGGACGUUUCUCGCGGCGGCUGUCUCCAGUGCGUUGCGUUCUGACUGCAGUUGCCCACGUACGUACAUAGAUAACGCAGGCACUCGCGCACAGGCACGGACGCAGACGCGCAGACAAAGACGAGCCUGCGUGGCGGACGGGUGGCGGUGAAGAGCGGCACGGCGCUGGCAGACGGUCCCUCAGACGGCGCUGAGCGCGAGGGAGACGCCAUCCCCGGCCGCUUAAUGCAGCCGCCUGCAGUUCAGCUGAAUCCCAAUAAGUGCUGCGCCACAGCAUGUUGCCGUGACAACGGAGGCCUGUCAGAAGCGGGGUGGGCAAGGCUGGCGGUUGUUUUCGCAGCGAUCAGACCGCUGUGCCUCCCUCUCGCCGGCUGGAUGUGGGCAAUGGUGUCUCCGAGCACACGAGAGCCAAUGGACAGCACGCACCCCCAGGCGGUCCUCGCUGGCCUAAAUGAGCAGCGCACGCAGGGCUUGUUCUGCGACGUCACCAUCGUGGUGGAAGACGUCAAGUUCCGAGCCCACAGAAAUGUGCUGGCUGCCUCCUGCGGAUACUUCCGCGAUGCCUUUUCCACACCAGAUGGUCCAGCGUCCACAUCUGGUCAGGUUCUGGAGCUGCUGGAUCUUCGGUCCGAGGUCUUUGCCAGCAUCCUCAACUUCAUCUACAGCUCCAAGAUGGCAUCUGCCAGCGCAGAGGACACUAGGUCCUUGGUGGCAGCUGGUAAGAAGCUGGGCAUCCCCUUCCUGGAGAAGCUAGUAGCACCGGAUAGGCUGCAGAACCAGACCGUUUCCCAGACUCGAGCGUCCCCCGGGCCUCGCCUUCUGAAGAAGGAGACCAGCCGUUUGGAGGAGCCAGAAGGCACCAGCGGCCCGCGGAUCACCAACGCCUUCUCCAUCACGGAGGCGGGUGCCGACAACGACCCGUUCACCCCGCUGGACCUGCGACGCGACGGGCAGAGGGCAGCGGACCAGGGGCACCUCCCAGCCAUGAGCGUGGCCACCACAGAGAGCGAGCCCGCGCACACGCUAUCGGAACACUCCUACGCCGUGAGCCAAAUGCGCAAGGCCACCGAGCACAAUGAGAGCAGCGCAGGAGAUGGCAAGACGGACAGCGCACACACACACGUGGCUCCCACACCGCAGGCUACAGAGAGCCGCGGCCCACUCAAAAAGCGCCAUAAGCUCAGAGGCACCCUCCUCAAAAGCACACCUGCCGCACCUGCUGAACCUGGCGCACCUGCCGAGGCUUCCGGCAGCUGUUAUACCCCCCUGAGCACUUCAGUCACCCAUGUGACAUCAUCAUCAGUCCCAUCAUCCUUGAGCUCAGACACCCAGAAAAAUACUAUAACAGCACCACCAAGUGAAGAUUCAUCCACAAAAGAGUCGAGUCCUCCUCCUCUUACCCCAUCAGUAAAGCCCAAUGCUCCUGCCCACCGCUGUGAGUACUGCCCUGAGACCUUCAGCAACAAAGCAGUCCUCAACAUUCACAUGCAGAUCCACAAAAGGAGGUUUGUGAGCCAUUUGUUCUGCAAGUUCUGUCGCAGGAAAUUCAUGCAUUUGAAACGACUGCGCAACCACGAGCAGGUGUGCACCAAAGUCCAGAGACCUUCACCAGAGCAGGAAAAUGACAACACAGAGAUAAACUUCCCUACAGAAAGCAUCUCCCCCAUAGAGGACAGUCCGCUCCCUGCACACCAACCUAACGCGCUUGCCUCAAACGCCCCCCUGAACCUCCCCGAAGUGCAGCAGGAGGUGGAGAGGGGCCUGAGGACCGCUGUGGGCCAGAGGAGGGUGUACCCGUGCGGCGUGUGUAAACGAGCAUACGUGACUAUCUCCAGCCUGAGACGGCAUGAAAAUGUGCACUCGUGGCAGAGGGCGUACCCCUGUCAUUACUGCAAUAAGGUCUUUGCUCUGGCGGAGUACCGCACCAAGCAUGAGAUCUGGCACACGGGGGAGCGCCGCUACCAGUGCAUCUUCUGCCUCGAGACCUUCAUGACCUACUACAUCCUGAAGAACCACCAGAAGUCCUUCCACGGGAUCGACCCCCGACUGGCAGUGAACAAGAAGUCCGCUUCAACGGUGAACGGUGGCUUCAAGGGCAGCGUUUACCCCAUCAAGCUCUAUAGACUUCUCCCCAUGAAAUUUCGAAAGAGGCGGUACAAGACGUACAGCCAAACCUUCCCGGAGGAGGCAGAACGCAAUGAGCAGAUGUUCCCUGCUCCUCUGAGCUGCAGCUCCCCCUCAGCUACCUUUGAGGAGAACCUAGCAGCGGUAAACACUGACACGGUUUGCGGUGUGGGACAGCCUAUAUUCUCCAUGCCCGUGACCUUUAUGGCUACCCCAAAGGUAAUCGCCUCAGUGACACCUCGCAUCAAUUUUGAUCAGUCGUGUGUUCAGGGAGAAACUCAGCCUAUGCCCUCUGAAGCUGAGGAGUACGUCAGGACAUCCAUGGACACCCAGAUACAGACCCCCCUGGCAGCUGCUGGCCAAAAGGGUCCAUCGGUGAUCAGCUACGGGCGCAGACUUCCCUCAGUCCCAAUGCAGACCAACAGGGCUUCCUCCGUCAUUGUCCAUGGCAACAACAAUGCAUCAACAGCUUUUAAGGACUCUGACGACCAGUCUUUGCCAUACAGAGAUAUGAACCCUGACAGCCCUAUGGAAGCAGAAAACAGGUUGGGGGAACUCUCGGCUGCUGCCCAGACUAUUGAAGCGUUAGCUAGCCAGCUGUUUUUGCCUGGAAGUAACAGCAGCACACUUGAGAAGUCUGAUGGAAAGAAAACGGAGACGUACAUUGCCAAGCCUGCGUGUCCGGGCACGUCCAUUGACAGCCCAGUGCUGCCCCUCUGCCAGAUCACGGUGAAAAUCGGCGACGAGGCAAUCAUCCGCCGGAGGAUCAAGGGUUCUAAACUCUUUCCAAGGAAGAAGAGGAGGAGUCGCUGGAGCCAGGUGGAGGACGAAAGCCAGAGUAACUCAACGGAAACAUCCGACAAGAGCCCGAGUCUGCGCCUGAGGACAGAAAUCACUUCCAUCAUAGAGACAGAGCCGUAUGAUGAUUUGACUGACCGUGACACAGCUGACCAGCUCUGGCGUCCAUAUUACAGGUACAAACCCAAAAAAAGGACAAAAAAACUGAGAUCAAAAGACAGGAAAAGCAAUCGAGGCAGACAGCUUGGGCGGCCCUUAAAGGAGGUCACACGGGCAACUGGGCCUAAGGAUGUGACAGAGUAUCUGGAGGCACCAUUAGAACCAGUGGAGACAAGGAAACACCUCAGAAAAAGCACUCAGAAGAAGACGUACACCUGCGACAUCUGCAAGAACCCCUUCUUCAGCCUGUCCACCCUACGGUCACAUGUGAUUGGCUGCCACCCCUACUUCUGCCGGACUUGUGGGAAACAGUGCCCCCCCGGGGAGGCAGCCAGCCCCCACUGCCCCUUCCCAGAAGACGGUGGGGACUUUGUAUGCAAGAGCUGCAUGGAGGACGGCUCCUGCUUUGACAACUCCGCCAGAAGCCCAAACAUGGAGAAGCGCUACCGCUGCUCCUUCUGCCCACAGCGGUUCCUAUACCUCGCCACCAAGAAGAGUCAUGAGAGGAAGCAUGUAGAGAAGCAUGGGAAGGGGUACAACUGCUAUUACUGCCCUAUGAUCUGCAAAACCCCCAUUUCCCUGGGUGCACACCAGAAAAGGCACUUCAUAAAGACAGAGCAGGAAGUGGAAGAGCAGGAGGAGGUAGAAAGCAAAGCAUCAGCUAGGUUAAAAUUGGAAAGGUGGGAGAACCUAGAAAUCGAUGCCUCUGUAGCCCCUAAACUGGAGGACCAGAUGGAGAUAAAUAGCAACGGACACUAUCAGGAAUUUAAGCACCUCCGUACAAAAAUGCUCAAGUCACCUCUUCUAGACACGUCUUUUCCCAAGUUGCCACCAGAGCUGCCUCAGGACCAACGCCAGCACAGCUAAGAGGCCGUUCCAAAAUGGAUUCUACACCAGAGAUCAAAGAAGCACGGGCAAGAUGCUGUGGGUGGACAGGCCUGCGACAAUAACAGGCCUUUCAGCUACUUUAGGAACGAACAGCCACUGCAGUUCAGGGCAGAUGUCUCCUUCUUGUGUGACAAACGUAUCUCCGCCCAGCAGCAAGAGAUGCUACUUUCCAAAGUCAGAGAUCCAGCACUCACGCAAAGCGAAGGCAUCAUUUCACUCCCUCCACUGAGAAGAGUGGAAGGAACUUCAGCAGAGUAGAAAUGGUGGCACUGCAAACAUGACGUGACAUGAAUGUUCAAUAAGACAAUAGUCCUAUUUUCUUUACAGGAUCACCACAGAAGGCACCAAACUGGAUAGCUAUGUAAUAGAAAAUAUUUUUAUUCACUCUGAAAAUGCAACUGGAACUUUUUCUUUUUUUAAAGAGAUGUUGUUUUUAUUUUUAUAGGCUUCAUUGGUCAGUUUGGGACCAGCUAAUGUAUCGCUCCCAGUUUUCUUCCCGUUUUGUAAUCUAUGCAGUACUAUAUGUUAAAUGUAUAUUGAUAGUUGCACUUUGUGUGAAUAAUAGCUGCUAAGUGACCAUAUUUUCACAAGAAUAACAUGAUUUACUUCAUUGUACAGAAACUUUACUUAUUUUUGUUAUUUUUUUGUUGAUAAAACAGCUCACUUAAGUAAAAACAUUUCUAAACAAUAUUGUAUUUGAAGGUUUGUAGGUUCUGAUUUUAUCAGUUACCAUUAUACCAUUAAAUUGAUGGGAAUUGCAUAUAAUUACAGUCUACUGUAUAACCAAUACGUACAAUUCCAGAGCACAUUGUCAACUAUGAAGAAUGAAUUGUCUGACAGUAUGAAAAUAAACCUUUGGGAUACUUUA
This is a messenger RNA of Anguilla anguilla (European eel), 5269 nucleotides long. RefSeq names its product zinc finger and BTB domain containing 38 (gene zbtb38). The coding region runs from base 658 to 4380 and encodes 1240 amino acids. The transcript is spliced from 2 exons. The record is from RefSeq and is a predicted model, not a curated record. Gene Ontology annotation, molecular function: protein binding. Lineage: Eukaryota; Metazoa; Chordata; Actinopteri; Anguilliformes; Anguillidae.